AUGACGAACUGCGAACAGCAACAUAAACUACCUAAUGGAAGAAGUUUCCAUCAGUCUAGGCCUGUGGCGAGAGUCUAUCGACCGAAGAAAAAGUCCCCAGAGGAAUCGCCCUACGAAGGACAAAAUCACCGUGCAGGAAAUUCGUACAAAAAGUCUGGGGAUACUACGGAUCGGGCUAGGACGCAAUUUCAAAAAUUUGAAGAGUUGAUGGUGAAGGAAAGCCGAAUCCUGAAAAGAAAACUUAUUGAAGGAACAGAAUUUCAGCAACCUGUAGGAAAGGUAGAUUUGGAGGGAUGGGGCUUGUCAAGUACGGAGGAAUUUAGAAACAAGCUUGCAGAGUUUGAAAAAGUGGUAGCAGAAGCAGGCAGAAGAGCUACUCAUCGAGGCGAAAUCGAUAAAGUCUCAAACCCCUUGUUUUGCAAACUUAAGGACGCAUAUAUCACAAAUAGUCACACAGGGCUGGAAGGAGGAAUCAGACAUGCAUUCACAAGCUUUGCACUCUCGGGAAAAUUCUCUAAAGAAGAUCUUGCAAACCACCAGAGGCUGGCAGACUUUCGUUAUCCGAUUGAAUGGUACCCAGCGACAAGAGCGAUGCAGCGGACUUUCCAUCUACACGUUGGACCAACAAAUUCUGGCAAGACAUAUCAUGCGCUGCAAAAGCUUGAGGCGGCCAAAAGUGGUAUAUAUGCUGGCCCUCUGCGAUUACUGGCCCACGAGGUUUAUACGAGGUUCAAUGCGAAAGGAAUACCAUGUUCUCUCGUCACCGGAGAGGAACGACGUGUGCCCGAGGGUGCGAAGGAUCUCAUGAAGAGUUGUACUGUGGAGAUGAUGCCUCUCAAUACCAAAGUCGAUAUAGCAGUUAUAGACGAGAUUCAGAUGAUCGGAGAUGAGGAACGUGGGUGGGCAUGGACUCAAGCAGUCCUUGGUGUGCAGGCCAAGGAAGUCCACCUUUGUGGCGAAGUCCGAACGACUGACCUAGUAAAACAGUUAUGUGCAAUGACGGGAGAUAAGUUGGUCAUACAUAAUUAUGAGAGACUUGGGAAGCUAGAAGUAAUGAAAAUGAGUCUCGGGGAGGAAAAAUCUUGCAAACGUGGCGGACCUGUCGGCAGAUUAGAGAAGGGAGAUGCUGUCAUCAUGUUUUCGAGGAUGAAGAUUCACGCUAUGAAAAACCAAAUCGAGGCAAAUCACAAAGGCAAACGAUGCGCGAUUGUUUAUGGAUCACUACCCCCCGAGACUCGGGCUCUACAGGCCGCUUUGUUCAAUGACCCGGACAAUGAGUACGAUUUUCUGGUUGCCAGCAAUGCCGUCGGCAUGGGUUUGAAUCUUAGUAUAAAACGCGUCAUUCUUGAAUCUGUCGAGAGGUAUGAUGGCACAGACACAAUAACUCUCCCUCUUUCAGAAAUCAAACAAAUUGCUGGCCGGGCUGGGAGAUAUAAGACGGCCAGAGAUGCCAUUACAGCAGGGCCGAAUGAUCUCACUGAUGGCACCCCAGCUGAAAAAAUGGAGCGUCCCGUUGGUCUUGUCACAACAUUUAGUAAGGCUGAUCAUCAGGUAUUGUUGCGCGCUAUGUCAGGAGAAGCAGCACAAAUGACAACAGCGGGAAUCUUUCCUCCUGCGAGUGUUAUUGAACGCUUCGCUGAGAAUUUCCCUAAAAGUACAAAAUUUAGUUAUAUCAUACUGCGACUAAAUGAAAUUGGUUCUAUAAGCACCCAAUUUCAUCUCUGCAAGCUCAAGGAACAAGUCAAUAUUGCAGAUGUCAUUCAAGAUUUCGACCUUUCUAUUCGGCAACGUCUUAUCUUCAUCGCUGCCCCAGUCGCCUUGCGCGAUGCUGGAGGCAAAAAUGUAUUGAAAGCAUUUGCUGGCUGUGUAGCCAACAAUACCGGUGGUCACAUUCUUGAUAUACUAGAAUCUAACCUCAAACUGCUAGACGAGGAUCCCGAUACAUUUGAUCACCAAACGCAAAGAGAAAGAUAUGUACGCAGUAUCGAAUCACUGCAUAAAACCAUUUCGUUGUAUCUCUGGCUAAGCUACAGAUUUACGGGUGUAUUCCACAGUCAGGCCGUAGCAUUCCAUAUUAAGGGACUGGUGGAGGAGAAGAUCGAUGUGUGUUUGGCUAAAGCCGAGUGGCAAGAGAAUGCUAAAAUCAAGGCAAGAAAAACAAACGAGAAGCUCAUAAAGGCUUUGGAUUCGGCGAAAAUUUCUAAGGGGAGAGAUUCAGAGAAUGAUGCUUCAGAGAAUGGUCGUGUAGAGAGAGUACUGGGAGGCAAAAGUUUCGAGAAGGCUGAGACAUCCUCAGGGGUGGAGGUGGAUAGAAUUUCGGUGUAA
Molecule: messenger RNA, 2325 nt
Organism: Sclerotinia borealis F-4128
Lineage: Eukaryota; Fungi; Ascomycota; Leotiomycetes; Helotiales; Sclerotiniaceae
Source: the annotation of a GenBank genome assembly